CAAGCUGCGGCGGUUAGUCGUUAACGGAAAACGAGUGAAAAAGCGAAGCUCUCGGUUACUUAAAUCAGUUAUAAACUACUGUGGCUCCGCUGGAGAGUGGAAAUAGCGAGGGUUCCUUUCCUGCCAAACGGCGAGAGUUUCCCCGCUGUCCCCAAGGUUACAGAAGUGCAGCCGAAAGGGAGAAGAACCAACGGAAAAACCACCAACUCCUCUCAGGAUGUUUAGUUUGAUCAGUGCUGCACUGUGUGUGUGUGUGUAAUGUCUGUCAGGUGUUAGUUUACGCCUUUAUACUUGAGAAGCAUCCGUAUUCGGACCGGUUGAAGCAAUAAAGGUAUAUUCUGCAUCCCAGCAUAUUCAUUCCGGUUCCUCGACUGAAGGGACAGAAGAGGAUACAGUUUCUGCAGUCUUUUGUAUAGUCAAAGACAAUGGGAAAAGAGUCCACUUUCCAGUAAGGAUGUUUCCGUCCCACAGAGAGAGGGAGCAACCCAUUUUCAGUAGCCGAGCACACGUGUUCCAGAUUGAUCCAGCCACUAAAAGAAAUUGGAUUCCAGCCAGCAAGCAUGCAGUUACCGUGUCCUUCUUCUAUGAUGCCAAUCGGCAUGCUUACCGCAUCAUCAGUGUGGGAGGCACAAAGGCUAUCAUUAACAGCACUAUUACACCCAACAUGACAUUCACUAAGACCUCCCAAAAGUUUGGGCAGUGGGCAGACAGCAGGGCUAAUACAGUAUACGGCCUGGGAUUCGCUACUGAACAACAGCUUAACCAGUUUUCUGAGCGCUUUAAAGAGGUCAAGGAAGCUGCUCGUCUGGCAAGGGAGAAAUCACAAGACAAGAUGGAAUUAGCUAAUGCAGCACUGAGCAUCGCAGCCCCACAGGAUCUGUCAGAUGAACUGCAAUCACCCCCUGUAAUGUGUGUGAAUGGACCAGAGGAUAAACUCUUCCGAAGCCAAAGUGCAGACAUCACACUCUCAUCAGAGAAAGAACGAAUCAAAAAGAUGCUAUCAGAAGGCUCUAUUUGCGAGAUGAACCUGGAGGCCGAGCUCUUUACCCUGCAGGACAGCAAUGCUAAAUUGGUGGCAGCACUGCACGAGGCCAAUGCUAACGUGGAGCAAUGGAAGAAACAGCUUGUAGCCUAUCAAGAGGAGACAGAGAGGCUCCGAGACCAGGUGGCAGACCUGGAGGCCCAUGGAGGCCAUGGACCCAGUGAUAUGCUAAAGGAUGAGCUCACCCAGUCCCUGGAAGAACUCGAGGCCUUACUCAAGGCCAAGGAUGAGGAAAUUCGUAUCCUUCAGGCAAAGAAGUCAGACUUUCAUGAAAUGGAGCAGGAGAGAGAAGAAGCCAUUCACAGAUUACAGGAGCUAGAGAUGCGUAAUGUGGAGCUAGAACGACGGGUGCAUAAUGCCGAACAGAACUUGGCCUCCGCACUGGAGGAUCGUGACCGCACCGAUAACGAGGUCCAAAGGGUCGUCCAGAUCCUUGAUGUCAAGAUCUUCGACCUUAAUGACCUGCGACAAAGCCUGGUCAAACUGCUCGAAAAGUGAAGUGAGAUUUGUCAUUUUUCUGAUGAAGUAAGAGAAAAUCAGUCUCUGUGCUAAGUCUUCGGUCCAUGUCUCGGCUCUGAGACAAACAAAACAGCUGCCGCUCAAGAAGCAUCCAGUGUCGGCACAUAGUGUAGCUACGCUUUUCAAAUAAAGAACGUCAAAGUCUAGAAA
Molecule: messenger RNA, 1711 nt
Organism: Trichomycterus rosablanca
Lineage: Eukaryota; Metazoa; Chordata; Actinopteri; Siluriformes; Trichomycteridae
Product: homer protein homolog 3
Exons: 10
Coding region: 455-1540 (361 amino acids)
Biological process (GO): G protein-coupled glutamate receptor signaling pathway; regulation of store-operated calcium entry
Cellular component (GO): postsynaptic density; cytoplasm; plasma membrane
Molecular function (GO): G protein-coupled glutamate receptor binding
Source: RefSeq, a predicted model, not a curated record